UUUUGCCUGGUUGCUUGGAAGAUGCUGUUCCCUUGUGAGGACUUAUGAGGAGGAACUUGGGACUGACGCCUUUGCGUCGGGGAGGCGCUACUGCUCUUCCCGGAGCAUAAAUCCAGGGGAAUGCUGAAACCGCGCAUUCGAACCUGCUAUGGGCAGCGCGCAUGAGGAAGCGCCACCGUAGGAACACGAACCUUCCACCGUAGAGUUACUUGGCUGGUCUUGGGGAAUGCCAUUCUUUUUGCGUGUUGGGCACAUGGUAGUGUUUUGAUGGUGUCGCAAACUCCGUACGAUGAUCGCCGUUUCCUCACCGUACAGUGUUGCGUUGCGCCUGUAUAUACAGGCGCUCCUGUGCGUUGCAUGCCGUUCGUCACCGGUGUCCACGGAGCGGCAAGCAGGACAAGCUGAUGCCCAGGGUUUCCUGGAGAAGUAUGGCUACCUGCACCAGGAGGAACACAGACACAACGCAGCAGAGCUCCAGUCAGCCGUCCAGGAGUUCCAGUGGCUGGCCCACCUGCCAGUCACCGGCCAUCUGGACAGCGUCACCCUGGGGAAGAUGGCGGCGCCGCGGUGCGGGGUGAAGGAUGGCGGGAGUCAUCGAGCCUGGGGGAAGAGGGUCAAUGCCGUCUUCACUGGAGGCAGCAGCGCCAGCGGUGGGCAGCGCCCACGCAAGAAGAGAUACACCCAGACAGGUCAGUGGGCAUGUGUGAAAACUGUACCAGACAGCUUUGUGGUUCGAGUGAUUCCGUGUGGAUGGUAUGAUCACAGGAUGCUUUCACUGUCAGUGUUUCUACUGAUGAAACUAGGGCUGAACGAUUAAUUGCAUUUGCGAUUUUAUCGCGAUAUGAUAGAACGCGAUUUUCUAACCGCAACGUUCGCGAUUAAAAAACGUGGUUUUUUU
This is a messenger RNA of Clupea harengus (Atlantic herring), 898 nucleotides long. RefSeq names its product matrix metallopeptidase 28 (gene mmp28). Gene Ontology annotation, molecular function: metalloendopeptidase activity; zinc ion binding. The transcript is spliced from 3 exons. NCBI's taxonomy places the organism in Eukaryota, Metazoa, Chordata, Actinopteri, Clupeiformes, Clupeidae. Gene Ontology annotation, cellular component: extracellular matrix. Gene Ontology annotation, biological process: collagen catabolic process; extracellular matrix organization; proteolysis. The record is from RefSeq and is a predicted model, not a curated record. Bases 290 to 817 code for a protein of 175 amino acids.